AUGAGCAGUCUAUCCCCAAAUCUUCAGUCCUGCUUUGCCUCCGCAAAGGCACAAAAGAAAGCUCUGGAAACCGUGGCAGACACAAACAGCCCCGCGUUUCGAGAGCAGCUCAGCAAUUCUAUAUCUGCCUUCGAGCAAUGCCAGAAACUCAUCCAACAGCUAUCAUUGUUCAGUCCUAAUGAAUCAGUGGAGGAUGUGACUACCGGAGAUUUACAGUUUUUGACAGUCCCUUAUCUUCUGGCCGAAUUGCUUCAACGAUCUUACGGUGUAGACAGGCUUAAAACGCUCCAGCAGACGCGUGACGAAUAUGAAAGAUAUUUAGAGGCACUUGAGCAAUAUGGGCUUCUCUCACCUUCAAAUAAGAAGCUCUAUGAGCAGUACCUUGAACAACCAGACUCGUUCAGCCUUACCCCCACAAAUGAUGUAUCGGCUCGCAGGCAAGUGAAGAUAACCAGAUUCAAGGAAGAAAAGGAACUGAAGCAGAAAUUAGAGUACCUUUCACAAAACAAGGAUUCGGGGCACAAUGACGAAGACAUAGUACGGCAGGUAUAUCUCGCAGAAAUCGACUUCUAUACACAUCAGACUUUCCAGUCGUUGGAUAUGUUGUCGCAGGAACUCUCCAUGCUUAAAGUAGCUCCAUCGCUACCCCCCGUCCAAAGAGCAGACGAGCGCAAGCCAGGGUUAUCAAAUGGAAAGGAGAUGGGAUACUCUGACCGUCUUGACAUAGUUGGCUCGCAGAUGGGUCUUGGCCGAUAUAGUGGAGUCCUAUUAAGCCCAGAUGGGAAGCCACUUCAACCAUUUACCCUUACUAGCCGGAGAACGGAUAUCAAGAGAGGCGUGUUCCGGCCAGGCCACAAUCUCCCAACGAUGAGCAUCGACGAAUACUUAGAAGAAGAGAGGAGAAGGGGGGGUAUUAUUGAAGGCGGCGGUGAAAAAUCGGGUAUUCCAAAGGAAAUUGACGAGGAUGAUUUUGAAAAGGCUGAUGAGGAGACUCUCAAGGCAAGAGCCUGGGAUGAGUUUACAGAGGAAAAUCCCAGAGGUUCUGGCAAUACUUUGAACCGAGGCUAG
This is a messenger RNA of Microsporum canis CBS 113480, 1068 nucleotides long. RefSeq names its product TapA protein. The transcript has 3 exons. NCBI's taxonomy places the organism in Eukaryota, Fungi, Ascomycota, Eurotiomycetes, Onygenales, Arthrodermataceae. Bases 1 to 1068 code for a protein of 355 amino acids. Gene Ontology annotation, molecular function: protein phosphatase 2A binding. Gene Ontology annotation, biological process: regulation of signal transduction; regulation of dephosphorylation. The record is from RefSeq and is a predicted model, not a curated record. Gene Ontology annotation, cellular component: cytosol.